GAUCAAAUACAGGUCCGCACUGAAAUACUUGUCGGGAGGAUACUUUAUAAAACAAGGUUUUUUUACAUAAUACCCCGAGGAAAUUUUCACCAACUUGGCAACGCGCGUUGCGAUUCAUGCUCGAAUCGUCUAGCAAACUUCUAGAUACACCCACCACGGUCAGCCUUCGUAUAAAACGCUCCGCGCGCGAGCAACCGCGAUAUUUCAAAUACGAACGCACUGCGAUUACGACGAACUCGAAUCAACACUUGCCGCGAAUAUUCAUCUGUGAUACACUGAAAUAAAUCGUCUGUGAAUACUUAUCGCAUUUAUUUUUUUCGAUUUCAAUCGGUUCGUGUGUUAUUGUUGUGAGUGUUUGGAAUACUUUUGAAUGAAGACGAUGUCGUCACCCGUGGUCGAUCAUGUGAGGAGUAUUCCUUUGGUUAUAGAAGGUGGACGCAGAGUUAAUGGGGAUAUACCAAUGGAACAUGAACACAUUGGAGGCUUCCCGUUCAAACGCGAUGCCACAGGCGCUGCAGGCGACAGGGACUUCCGAAGCCAACUAGAUGACAUAGCGAAACGCCAUCCGGAAUUCGCAGAGCACCUGGGCAAGUUCCAGCAUCGCACACCGCAAAGCGCCGGCGCUGCGGACGAUCCUGAUCAGCACAGACGGUUCGAGAGGGUAGAUCCGGACCUGCACAGAAGAUUUGAGAGGCCCUUCGGGGAUAGGUUCCAGCAUUUCGGGUUCCCUUUCGACAGGGAGGAUUUUGAUCCGGAAGAAUACGCCAAGCAGUUCUAUCAGCAGAGACCGCAGGACUUCUAUCCACAGCCGCAAGGGAGCAGUAGCAGCCACCAACAGCCACACGCUCCGCACUCGCCACCGCAACAGACCUACCAAUCGCAACAAUCCUACCAGCCACCGCCACAGCAACCAUAUCCUCAGCCGUAUCAACCUUCACCUCCAAAGCAGAACCAGGAGACUCAAACCUCCCCUACCGAGCCGGUCCCUCCUACGCCUAUCUACGAAAGGGAGAAGGGGAACAUACAGCAAAGCAACUCGACGGAUUUGGGACAGCAACAGGAGCCGGUGAAUGAUCGUACGCAGAGGAGCGCUUCUGAACCACCAUCUGGAAAAGGUCAACGGUAUACGUCGAGCGUGAAUAUCCCCGUGAAUCAACCUCAACAGAGCAACAUGUCGAGCAACCAAUCCGAAAGCAAGGAGCGGAUCAUUCCGAUUCACAUCGAGGGUAGAGAUGAGCCUUUUAUGCCGAAAACGGUGCCGCCGACGUUCGCGCAGGCGCAUCCGCAUCCGCAGGCCGAGCCGAUGUACAACCAGGCGCACUUCAACAGGAACGCCUUCGGCGAUGGGCACUUCCCUAAGACCGAGAUUCCCAUCCCGGUGCAAACCGAGCACCCGGCCAAGCCCCACCAUCACCACCAGGGGCAACAAACUGCCCACUUCCCAAAGGGCGAGAUCCCUAUCCCCGUGCAAAGGGAAUUCAGCCCUGCCAGGCAACAGCAACAGCCCCAGGCGCACCAGCAGACCCCGCAGCCGCAAGCGGCCCCCCAACAGCCCCAGCAAGAGGCACCGCAACAGCAACAACAAGAGAAGGCUAAGCAGCAGCCUCAAGGGCCUAUAGAGCAGAUACAGUGCAUCCAGAAGGACGUGUCUGAUCUCAUGAAGCAAGUUGAAGUAUUUGCAGGUAAACCAAAGGACAAACAGUAUUUAUACCUAGACGAAAUGCUAACCAGGAACAUGCUAAAACUGGACAACAUCGAAACAGGCGGUCUAGACAGCAUCCGAAACGCUAGAAGAGAAUGCAUCAGGUGUAUAGAAAAAGCGAUCGGCGUUCUGGAAAGCAAAGCGGCUGCCAACGUAGCACGACCGAAAGACGAAAACGUCAUGGACGUCGACGAAACGUCACAAGAACCCAAAGAAAACCAAGAGGCUAAAACUAAUGCGGAAGCGAUGGAGAGCGAAUCUCGAACCGGCGAAGCGCAGAGCGCAAAAAUGGAAGCCGAAAGUGUAGAGAAGGAAACGAACGAAGAACCAAUGGAAAAGGACCGAUCGCAGAGCGAGGCGGUUUCAGCGCCUACGGAGACUUGCGAAGGCCAAGAAAACAACAUGGCGGUGGCCGACGCCGUGAAAAAGUUCGAGAACAAAGAUGAAGACGAAGGCGAGAAGAAAGAAGAAAAGACGGAACAAAAAGAGGAGAAGAAAGAGACGAAGAAGAAAGGAAAGAAGAAAGUUGAGAAGAAGAAAGAAUAGUGUGUACGCCGCGCUUUACCGUUUUUCGAAUAUUAAUCUUGCUUUUUUAUGAGAAAAUACGAGUUGGUUUCGUAUGUUUUUUUUUUUGUUUCGUAGCGAGACUGAUUCGUAAGUGUGAAGUAUGUUUGCCAUAUAAGUACACAGAUACUUGUUGCGUCAGUAGAUUUCGGUAUCGCUUCAAAUAGAAUAUGAAAUAUUCAUCGUGUAGUGCAUUUUUAUAAAUUUUAUCUCAGUUUCAAUCCAUGAAACACCCAGUAUUACACUUAAUAUUCUCACUCUUCUUUUCUCUUGUAAGACGCUAACAUGUGUAAAUAUUUUUUUAUGUAGACUGUGAUUUUUGUUUUCCUUGUUUUCCUAACCGUCCUUUCUGAUUAAUUCUAUUUAUUGUAAAUAAUUGUACAAUUGAUAUUUGAUUGUACCUGUACAAAUAAUAAAUUAUUAAAAGGACUAAUUUUUUUGUGUUUUUUUUUUCUGAAAAAGCAAGAUUAAAUCGUACUUUUCUAUUAAUGCAGCAGUUUUGAAAUUAUAGACUUAAUAAAAGCUAUCGCCCGUUCAGAUCUAAGGCAUGUUGAAAGAUGUCUUAGGGAAGAAUGACUACCGAGUUAUUUGCACUUGAAAAUAGGUGCUAAAAUGUGUUUUAUAGAAAGAUGUAGUGCUGAGAGGGAUGCACGUUUAUAUUAUUAAAAUAUGCGACUGUCUUGAUGACAGUUGAAUAAUCGUUGUUUUGUUGAUAAACGAAUAAAUUGUAUAACGAGAAGAAA
This is a messenger RNA of Acanthoscelides obtectus, 3009 nucleotides long. The record is from the annotation of a GenBank genome assembly. Lineage: Eukaryota; Metazoa; Arthropoda; Insecta; Coleoptera; Chrysomelidae.